This is a messenger RNA of Mangifera indica (mango), 1061 nucleotides long. RefSeq lists its product as uncharacterized. The transcript is spliced from 2 exons. The coding region runs from base 139 to 849 and encodes 236 amino acids. Lineage: Eukaryota; Viridiplantae; Streptophyta; Magnoliopsida; Sapindales; Anacardiaceae. The record is from RefSeq and is a predicted model, not a curated record.
UUAUUCCAUGUGAUGACCCACUCAAAAUAAUUUGUUUAUGAGCAACUGCUAAAGGGAAAAUGCCCCCACGGACUUUAAACCGUGGAAGCGAAAAGGUUGGACUCGGGGAGAACUCGAACUUUCUAACAGAGGGCGAAAAUGGAAUCAGAUGACACAGUAGAACUUAUCAGUCUUGCAGUCCAAAAGCUCAUAGAAGAGAAUAAGAAGAAGAAGGAUGCCUCUUCUCAUGAUGACCAGCUUCUGCUCUCCAAUUUGCUUUCUCAGUUGGAAUCACUAAGAGACAAGCAGCUUAAGCAAUCUGGAGGAAUAACUGACCCUGAGGCGGUAACUUUGCCUGCCGCUGUUGGUGAAUCAAAGACUGAGGAUGGGGAUGGUGGUCAGCUAGUUGAUGGAGGUGCUAAAAAUGAUAGAGACAAGAUUGCCAAUGAGCUGAGAAAUUUGAAGAGACAGAACUUUAUAACACAUUGUCUUCUUUCAGUUAUGAUUGCUCUCACUGUUUUCUGGCAAUUGUCGGAGGUCAAACUCAUUUUGUGUCUUAAGGAUGGUUUGAGUCACCCAUUUAGAUCUGCAGGAAGAAUGCUCAUGGGGUUCCUAUGGCGCUCGCGAAACAAUGGUCAGGAUGGAGAAAAAAGAAACCUAAUUGAACCUCCUCUCAAAAUUCCGGAGCUACCCCAUAUGAAUUUAUCAGAAUUUCGACUGAAUGGUGAAAAGGCACUGAAUCAUCAGCUUAGCCUUUUGCAUGAUGCUAAGAACUCCCUAAUCGGAGUUCCUCCUCUCACUUAUCUCAAAUUGCCAGAGCUUCCCCAAGUUGAUUUAUUUGAAGAACUUGUGAAUGAUGUUGAAGCUUGAAGAAGCAUCAUUGCAGUGUUUGGUGUUACUUUGUUCAUUAUAUUGUAAGGGUUGCAUUGAAGUGAUGAAAUUUAUGUAUGUCUCUCUUCCUAAUCCAUCAAAUUCUUCGGGAAAGGAAAUGUAUUCCAGUGUUAAAAUACUGUAAUUCAGCUGUUUAUACUGAUUAUUCUGGUUAAAUGUGUUGUCAUAUAAAUGGUUUGGGUUUUUGGUAA